Molecule: messenger RNA, 1410 nt
Organism: Pristis pectinata (smalltooth sawfish)
Lineage: Eukaryota; Metazoa; Chordata; Chondrichthyes; Rhinopristiformes; Pristidae
Product: monocarboxylate transporter 12-like
Biological process (GO): monocarboxylic acid transport; transmembrane transport
Molecular function (GO): monocarboxylic acid transmembrane transporter activity
Source: RefSeq, a predicted model, not a curated record
CAGCUGCCUUACCUUGUCAAGCAACCAGUUUUUCUCCAUUUACAAGAAAUACGUUUUACUAUUAAUUAAAAUGGUUAUCGAAAAUCAUUUACAAGCAAUAAUUCCAGGCAGUCAGGCAGUAUAUGUGAACUGACCUUGGAAGAACCACUGCAACCUGUGUGAAUCCCAAAGGGCAGCAAUGGCUCAUCACUCAAAGGUUCCUUUAAGGGAAGCCCCAGAUGGAGGAUGGGGCUGGAUGGUUGUGAUCAGCUGCUUCUUGGUGACCAUCUGCACAAGGGCAGUGUCCAGGUGCUUCUCCAUAUUUUUUGUGGAGUUCCAGAAUUAUUUUGCUCAGGAUUAUGCAAUGACGGCAUGGAUACACUCCACUGUCGACUGCACUACAAUGGUGUGUGCUCCUAUUGGGAGUAUUAUUAGUAAUCGUUAUUCUACCAGAGUGGCUGUAAUUAUUGGAGGAAUAUUGGCUAGUGGUGGCCUCAUUCUCAGUUCAUUCGCAACUUGCCUGGAGUAUCUGUAUUUGUCGCUGGGAGUCCUGACUGGUUGUGGAUAUGCUUUAGCUUAUUCUCCUGCCAUAGCAAUUGUGGGAAAGUACUUCAGUAACAGAAAGCCAUGGCGUAUGGGUUUGGCCAUGUCAGGAAGUGGAAUUGCUUUCAUUUUAGCUCCAGUGGUUCAGCUGCUGAUUGAAGAGUACUCUUGGCGUGGGGCACUACUCAUCCUUGGAGGCCUUGUAGCUAAUAUUUGUGUCUGCGGUGCUCUGCUGCGACCCCUUGCACUUGUAGAGGAUCUGUCUAUUCUACCAUUAGGAGUAUUGCAAGCAGAAAUACUUCUGAGGAAUGCAGCUACAAAGUACAACGUGAAGAUCCUCCACUGCCCUGCCAUUCUGUGGAUCCAAACUCUAUCAGAAAAGAUUAUAAUAAAAAGCAACUCUGUAACUGCUGCCCAUCAUACAAAGAAUAUGCCUUCCUGAAGCCAGACUUCCUUGUAUUUGCUGUAUCACUGCUGUUCUUAGCCUAUGGUUGCAGUACUCCUUUUGUACAUCUUGUACCAUACGCCGUAAGCGCUGGGUCAGCCAGCAGCAAGCAGCCUUCUUAAUGUCAAUCCUUGGCAUUGUAGACAUUGUUGGAAACAUCUCAUUUGGCUGGCUAACGGAUAGAAGGUGGUUGAAGAAGCACCGCAAGUUACUGUUACAUUUUAACCAUUGGGCUGGAUUGCCUCUCCUCCCUGUUCAUUCCUAUUCUGAGAUCUUUUCCACUCCUUGUUCCCUAUGCAGUACUUUAUGGAUACUUUGAUGGGGCAUAUGUUUCUCUCAUCCAGUAGUAACAUCAGAUAUAGCAGGAAAUGCUUUUCCUCUCCUCUGCUCUGGGAAUAGUAUAUUUUAUCCAUGGGAUACCCUAUCUUAUUGGCCCACCAAUA